This is a messenger RNA of Epinephelus lanceolatus (giant grouper), 1978 nucleotides long. It is a transcript of the gene fgf8a, whose product is annotated as fibroblast growth factor 8a. Gene Ontology annotation, molecular function: growth factor activity. Lineage: Eukaryota; Metazoa; Chordata; Actinopteri; Perciformes; Serranidae. The record is from RefSeq and is a predicted model, not a curated record.
AGCAGAUCAGCCUGCCAUUUUAACCGGGGGUGUGUGAGCGCUGAUCGAGAGGCUUGACACGGCAGCGGUGUGGGAUGGGAAUAGAGAGAAGAGAGAAGGAACGUCCAGCCUGCAGUCCUGCCACAACCGAGCGGAGCAGCAGCAUCGAGAGAUCACUGAAGCGCCAGUCUCCUCUACAGCGGGGUCAUACACACCUGAAGGCCGCAGAGGGAUUACAAACCAGGGGGAAUAGUCUGACAGCCGGACGAACAUUUGUUUUAUUGGAGAAGAAAACCCUGCAGCGCUUUUCCCUAAACUUUAACGCACCGCUCCACUUCUGCAAGUGCACUUAGACUUUGCGUAUAGCCUUGUGACAGAAACAGGACAUCAUUUGAAUGAUUAUCAUUAGUCAGUACUUUUCGGCUUUUUGAUCGUCUUAUGGACUUACAGUAUAUUUAAUGAGGAAUGUGCCUGCUGUGCGCGCAUGAGCCUCUCUGUCAACACCCCUGACCUUUUUUGUGGAUUUCGAUGAAAUCUUUGGACUUGAGUGAUUGAUUUGUAACGAGAUCUGCUGGACUUUGCGGCUUUGAAAGGAUCAGAAUUUACUGGAAGAGCUUUUCACUUCCAUCCAACAUGCGACCUAUCCCAUCAAGACUCAGCUAUCUGUGUCUACAUUUAUUCGCAUUUUGCUACUAUGCUCAGGUAACCAAUCAGUCCCCGCCUAAUUUCACGCAGCAUGUAAGCGAGCAGAGCAAAGUGACGGACCGCGUGAGCCGCAGGUUGAUCCGGAUCUACCAGCUGUACAGCCGGACCAGCGGCAAGCAUGUCCAGGUCCUGCCCAACAAGAAGAUCAACGCCAUGGCCGACGAUGGAGAUGUGCACGCUAAACUCAUUGUGGAAACGGACACAUUUGGGAGCCGAGUGCGCAUCAAGGGUGCUGAGACGGGCUUCUACAUCUGCAUGAACAAGAGGGGGAAGCUCAUCGGCAAGAAGAACGGACAAGGCCGUGACUGUAUCUUCACAGAGAUCGUUCUGGAGAACAACUACACGGCGCUGAGAAACGCCCGCUAUGAGGGCUGGUACAUGGCCUUCACCCGUCGCGGGCGGCCACGGAAAGGUUCGCGGACGCGCCAGCACCAGCGCGAGGUCCAUUUCAUGAAGAGGCUGCCGAAGGGGCAGCAGCCCGCCCACUCGAGCCACCACCGCCCCUUCGACUUCAUCCACUACCCCUUCAGUCAAAGGACUAAACGUACGCGCUACUCGUCAGAGCGCUGACGAGGAAAGGGAUAGAAAAGACAGAGAAAGAGGAUAAACUGACAGACUGACCGAAUUUUCAGCAGCUGGCACACUCCUCCACUCUCCCUACAAAACCUCUAAAGACAUUUUUAUACUGAGCAUUACUAUAUCUUAAUAUGUAGGUUGUUUUCUAUUUUUCUCAAGGUCAAAAAAAGCUGUACAUAGACAAAAACAUGAGAAAUUUAUUUUUGUACUCCAGACUUAGUACUGACCCGUGUGUUUUUAGAUGCACCUAACUAAUUGUCUGACUUAUUUGGACAUCUUAGUCGAGUGCGUGGUGUUGUUUUUUUUUUUUCAUUCUGACCAGUAGAGUCAUUUUUUGGACUCUCGCCUGCUGCUCAAGGAGACUUGAAGGGCCCUGAUUGACCGCACUGCCAGGAACGCUGCGUUCAGAGACACAAACUGUCACACACUGUGUGUUGGGUAAACGUUGCAGAAACAUGUUGCAGUAACACUGCAGUGUUUAAUCAUCCUGACUGGGAUCAUUCUGUAUCUUUCUCACACAGUGAUGGAACAAUGUGGCAGCUACAUUUGAUAAACAGGUUUCCUGUUCUGACUGUAUUGUUAAUGUGUACAAAAUGCAGUGUGUAAGGCACCCCGACAGGCCCACUACCCCUCACCCUCUUGUGUUCUUGUUGCCCACUGAAUGUUUGUUUUUAUACAUAUAAAAAUAUAUUUUUAUUUGAGGAUGUGUAAAAUAAUU